AUGGCAUCCAACUGCGGCACAAGUUCAGACCAAUGGAAGCAAAAAGCAGCAAAAAUUGAACUAAAUGAAACUCAGAAACAAGAAAUUAAAGAUGCCUUUGAUUUAUUUGAUAUUGAUGGGUCUGGAACCAUAGGUGUAAAAGAAUUGAAGAUUGCUAUGCGGGCUUUGGGAUUUGAACCAAAGAAAGAAGAAAUUAAAAAACUGAUAGCUGGAAUUGACAAAGAACGAACCGGCACCAUUAGUUUUGAAGAUUUUUUUGCCUUAAUGAGUAUAAAAAUGAGUGAAAAAGAUGAAAAGGAAGAACUGCUGAAGGCUUUCAAAUUAUUUGAUGAUGAUGCUACUGGAACCAUAACAUUAAACAAUAUCAAGAGGGUUGCUAAGGAACUAGGGGAAACUUUAACAGAUGAUGAACUUCAGGAAAUGCUGGAUGAAGCUGAUCAUGAUAGGGAUGGAGGAAUAAAUGAGGACGAAUUUUUGAGAAUGAUGCAAAAGACCAGUAUUUAUUAA
This is a messenger RNA of Pipistrellus nathusii (Nathusius's pipistrelle), 507 nucleotides long. The record is from the annotation of a GenBank genome assembly. NCBI's taxonomy places the organism in Eukaryota, Metazoa, Chordata, Mammalia, Chiroptera, Vespertilionidae.